Molecule: messenger RNA, 402 nt
Organism: Darwinula stevensoni
Lineage: Eukaryota; Metazoa; Arthropoda; Ostracoda; Podocopida; Darwinulidae
Source: the annotation of a GenBank genome assembly
AAAAUUGUUUUAGUAACUGGUGGUGGAAGUGGAAUUGGAUAUGUGAUUGCCAAACAAUACUUAGAGUUGGGUGCUACAGUAGGUUUUCCAGGUAUGGUGCACACAGGUGCAGCACGAGCUGGCGUGGAUAAUAUGACCAAAACCUUAGCUAUAGAAUGGACAAGAUAUAAUAUUAGAAUUAAUGCCGUUGCACCAGGAAUUAUUUUGUCUUCUGGAUUAGAUACUUAUCCUCCAGCUAUUUUAAAAGGCAUUACAGAUUCUAUUCCAAAUAAAAGAAUGGGUAGCAUGGAAGAAGUAGGUUGGUCUGUGUUGUUUCUUUCUUCGCCAAUGGCUACUUAUAUUAAUGGCGAAACAUUAUACGUAGAUGGUGGCAACAGACUUUGGGGCGACCAAUGGAAAAUG